AUGCCAGCGAUGCAGCAGCGGAGGCGCUGCUUGGGGCAACAACCUUCGCAAGGUCUACACUUUCGAAACUGUACAAGAGUUUUGGUGUUUAUACGAUCACCUAAAUGGGAAGAUCCAGAGUGUGCUAGUGGGGGAAAAUGGACAGUUACUAGUAGCAAUGUUUUUAAAGCUCAAACUGAGCAUUGGAAGAAAGUGGAACGAAAUUAUAGACGUGUGACAGAUAAGAUUAUCUACAACUUCCAUGAUGAUUCCGAGACAAGAACAUCAAAAUUAAGGUCGGUACAAUGUGUAAAUUCAUGCAAUAUAAGUGACUUCGUAGAUACUAUUUACUACUUACUAUCGUAUCGUAUGUUCAAUUUUGAAGUUGACAUAUGUUAUUAUUUUUCCAAUUCUGAAAGCCAUUCCUCAAAUCAUGAUUACCAACCAACAUAUUAA
Messenger RNA from Lactuca saligna, 435 nucleotides. The record is from the annotation of a GenBank genome assembly. NCBI's taxonomy places the organism in Eukaryota, Viridiplantae, Streptophyta, Magnoliopsida, Asterales, Asteraceae.